Messenger RNA from Marasmius oreades (fairy-ring Marasmius), 732 nucleotides. RefSeq lists its product as uncharacterized. The transcript has 4 exons. The coding region runs from base 1 to 732 and encodes 243 amino acids. The record is from RefSeq and is a predicted model, not a curated record. Lineage: Eukaryota; Fungi; Basidiomycota; Agaricomycetes; Agaricales; Marasmiaceae.
AUGCGAUCUCGCUCGUUCCUCUUCGCAGUGGGAGGAAUCACUCUUUUGAUCGUGGUGGGAGCGUCGCCCGUUGCGAUGGAGAGACAUUACUUCGCUGAAUCCGCAUUGCUAUCUAUUUCGGAUACCAGCACCGACACUACUAUUCCCAGUCGUUCAGUUCCUCCGGCCAUCGAAUGCGAAUAUCUGGAGGUCGAAAUGGCAACAUCGCAAUCGCUGAGCGAAGCCGGUAGAAGUGCAUCACAGUCACCAAAUGAAGACACAACCAAUGAAGUAAGCAACAAAGAAAGCAUUGGAGACGUCAGGCCAGACCCAACAUCCGCAACCGAAGUCAAAACCCUCUUCACACCCUCUUCGGUGAGCAUAUCAAAUUCGCCCACUGCUAUCACGGGAGCAACGGGAAGUUCUCAGAAUGAUUUGGUAGUAAUCGGCGCUAUCAACGCCUCAUUUCAUAUCAGCACCCGCGUACAACAAAAAUACCCGACACCGCCAUCGAACAGUCAAGGAAGGCCAGCACAGAGAGAGGCUCCGAUCGUUGCCUACAGCCAUAGCCAUAGUUCUAGUUGCGAGAAUUGGCCUACUUGGCUCCUGCUUGCAUUGAUAUGCAUCAUACUUCUGCUGAGGUGGCUUGUUAAAUCGCCACAGAUAGAGAUGCAUUCACGCUGGUUUUGGCCUCGACAUAAAACUCCUACAACAAAAUUGUCGCCAUUUCCGUCGCAUUCAGGCGUGUCGUAA